AUGACCUCCUCCGUAGCCCCAACCACGGCCGCUUCCCAACUGCAUAUUACCACCAUCGCCACCGCCACCGGGACCUCUGCACUCACACCGCCCUCAUCAAACCACAGCCCCAGCAACGCGCGCUCCUCCCCGCAUUCGGCGAGCAGCUCCCCUCGCGGCAGCAGCACCACCACCGGCGGCACAGGCGGCGGCGGCGGCGGGAGCGGCGGCAGCGGGAGCACGAACCAGGCGUGCGCGGCGUGCAAGUACCAGCGGCGCAAGUGCAACCCGGACUGCCCGCUGGCGCCCUACUUCCCUGCCGACCAGCAGCGGCGCUUCCUCAACGCGCACCGUCUCUUCGGGGUCAGCAACAUCCUCAAGACGCUCAAGAAGCUCCGGCCGGACCUCUGCGCCGACGCCAUGGGCACGCUCAUCUACCAGUCCGACAUGCGCGCGAAGGACCCCGUCGGCGGCUGCUACCGCCUCAUCCUCAGCCUGGAGCGCCAGGUCGAGAUCGAGACGGCCGAGCUCUCCGCCGUCCUCCACCACCUGGCGCUCUGCCGCCAGGCGGCCACCGCGAUGCCACCGCAGCAGCAAGGCGGCGGCAUGGCUGACCUCGACGUCACGUCCUCCAACCAGCCGCUCCUCCUCAACGCGCAGCAAGAGGUCGUUGACGCACUCUACACGACGACUCACGACGCUGACACGGCCAUCCUUCCAACCGACGAGGUCGUCCACCACCACGGUGGAGGCCACAGCCCCAAGGAUGAUCACGGUGAGCAGCAGCAGCAGCAGCAGCUCUUCGACUACUUCUACUACGACGCCACCGCCAGCGACGAUGCCAGUAGCAAGCCUACCAUCGACAUCAACCUCGACAACAUGCAACAAUUCGAUUUCGACGAUAGCUGCGCCGCCGCCGACAAAGUAGAUCUGAUGGCUCCGGCGGGGCCUGAUGAAGAAAUAAGGCAUCAGCAGCAGCACCUCGACGUGAAUUGCGGCCAGAUUGACGCCAAGGAUUAUUUCGAGAUAAAGGCGGUGUCACUCGUCGACGCGUUUGACAUGCGGCAGGAGCUGCAGCCGGUGGUGGACGUGAACGACGCCGGGGUUGACAUUGACAUCAAGACGGUGGAUGUGAAUGCGGCCGGCAUUGGAGUCGACAUCAAGGCGAUGGACAUGAACGCCAACGUCGACGUCAAUGUCGACCUACAGGAGGAGGAUGGCGCCAUCAAUGUCUCCACGGCUGAAGCCGCACAAAUGGCAGCUGAGUCAUCGCAUUGCAGGCUAGGGUUAGGCUUUUCUUCAUUCUGA
This is a messenger RNA of Miscanthus lutarioriparius, 1287 nucleotides long. Lineage: Eukaryota; Viridiplantae; Streptophyta; Magnoliopsida; Poales; Poaceae. The record is from the annotation of a GenBank genome assembly.